Messenger RNA from Dunckerocampus dactyliophorus (ringed pipefish), 4856 nucleotides. It is a transcript of the gene aebp1b, whose product is annotated as AE binding protein 1b. The transcript is spliced from 22 exons. Gene Ontology annotation, molecular function: RNA polymerase II transcription regulatory region sequence-specific DNA binding; DNA-binding transcription repressor activity, RNA polymerase II-specific; metallocarboxypeptidase activity. Gene Ontology annotation, biological process: proteolysis; negative regulation of transcription by RNA polymerase II. The record is from RefSeq and is a predicted model, not a curated record. NCBI's taxonomy places the organism in Eukaryota, Metazoa, Chordata, Actinopteri, Syngnathiformes, Syngnathidae. Bases 268 to 4209 code for a protein of 1313 amino acids.
AGUUAGAAGCAGAAGCUUUUCAUUCGCUUUACGGUCUAACUCACCAGUGUCUCUGCUUAAGCCGCCUCCUUCACCCCCCGUCCAUCCCUACACCCCCCUCCCACUCUUGCUGGGUCUAGCCCAGUCUGAGCCUGACCGACACUGGGGCUCCUCUGCUGGAUCAGGACACACAAGAAGAAAAGCUUUCAUAUAAAACUUGUGAUACGCUGCAUCAAGAUUGUGAUUGGAGGAACUCCAAAGCAAACUCAAAGGAUUUCUGCUGCCAGCAUGAGGAGUCAGACUGUGCUUGUGUCUGUGGCUCUGCUGGCCCUCUGCUGCCUGCUGACCCCCAGGCAAGGGGAGAGCGCCGGGGGGAUCGUUUCCCUCUUGCAGGGCAACGGAGACAAGGGAGAAGGAGAUCUGCUUCAGGAUGAGCGUCAAAGUGAGGUAGGCCGAGGGGAGAGCACCGGCAGUGAGGCCACAGCAGAGGCAGGGAAUUUAGGGCGAGUGAAGAGAGCACCGGAGGAGGGCAAAAAGAAGAAAAAGGACAAGAAAAAGAACAAAGAGCCUAAAGACCCUUAUGCCACCAAGAAGCCCAAAAGUGACAAGAAGGGGAGGAAGAAGGACAGACAAACAACAACGACCACAACGCUUCCACCCACCACAACAGCUCCCCCGACUGAAGCGCCCACAGAGCCAGAGCCUUACACGGACUACGCUUACCCCGACAUUGACAGCGAUUACUGGAAACCGGAUGAAGACUACUGGGAUGCUGAUCCUACUCCAUCAAAGCCAGAGUCAGAGAUCACAGAUUCUCCAUAUGACUACUGGAAGCCAGAAGAGGAAGAUCCAGUCGCUUCAGUGACAGAAGAUUACAAUGUCGACUGGAAACCAGUGGAGAAAGAAACAUCACCUCCAGAGACAGACACUGACAAAGAGUAUUGGAAACCAGAAGAGAAAGACCCAUACAAUCCCGUGACGGACACAGAUGAAGAGUCCUGGAAACCAGACGAGAAAGAUCCCUACACUCCAGUGACGGACACAGAUGAAGAGUACUGGAAACCAGACGAGAAAGAUCCCUACACUCCAGUGACGGACACAGAUGAAGAGUACUGGAAACCGGUGGAGAAAGACCCAUACACUUCAGUGACGGACACUGAAGAAGAAUACUGGAAACCGGAAGACAAAGACCCAUCCCCUCCAGUGACCGAUAUAGAUGAAGAGUACUGGAAACCAGAGGACAAAGACCCAUCCCCUCCAGAGACCGAUGACUAUGACAUCUACUGGAAAGAAGUGGAUCCAACAUCCGCUGCCACGAAGGUUGAUGGGAAGACUGCGACAGAUGACGGUGAUUACUGGGAUGCCACAUUCGAGGUGCCAGAAAAAGUUCCAUUCCCAGAUGGCGAAGAAGUCAGCCCAGAGAUCAAAGUAGAAACUCUCACAGAGGAGCCUACAAGUGAUCCACCUUUUGAGGAGACAUGGUAUGAUGAGUACGACGAAUACGGAAUGAGGAGGAAAGAAGGUGAAACUGAUGACAAAUGGAUGGAGAAAGAACGAGAGAGAGCACGCAAAGAAAGAGAGAGGGAAGACAGGGAGAGAGCACAGAGACUGAAGGAGGCUGAGGAGCGUGCCAGGAACAGACCACGUGUGUACAAAGAGCCCAAGAAAUGUCCUCCCCUGGGCAUGGAGUCCCAUAGGAUUGAGGCAGAUCAGCUUUCCGCUUCCUCUAUGUCUCAGUAUGGUUUUGCCCCUCAGAGGGCACGCCUCAACAUGCAGGGCUCUGAUGAUGAAGAUAACGCUCGAGGUGGAGCAUGGUGCGCCAACACAGAGGACAAAGUCCACUGGUUUGAGAUUGACACUCGCAGGGAGACCGAGUUCACUGCAAUCAUAACUCAGGGUCGGGACUCCCUGAAUGAGAGUGACUUUGUGACAUCAUACUUCCUGGCUUUCAGCAAUGACAGCAGAGAGUGGACCACCAUCCACGAUGGAUAUGCCGACUGGCUGUUCUUUGGAAACAGUGACAAGGACACUCCAGUCAUGAACCAGCUGGCAGAGCCAGUAGUGGCCCGUUACAUCAGAAUCAUCCCUCAAAGCUGGAACGGUACUCUGUGUAUGAGACUGGAGAUUCUAGGCUGCCCCUUGCCUGACCCAGAUGUUGUCCAAUACAGGCAAAAUGAAGUCACUCCAGUAGAUUACCUGCAGUUUAAGCAUCACAGCUACUCAGAAAUGGCGGCACUAAUGAAGUCAGUGCACGAAGAGUGUCCUAACAUCACCAGCGUCUACAGCCUGGGCAGGAGCUCCAAAGGACUGGACAUCAUGGCCAUGGUGAUCUCUGGCAAUCCCACAGAGCAUGAAAUAGGUGAGCCAGAGUUCCGCUUCACAGCAGGCCUCCAUGGUAACGAGGCAGUGGGCCGGGAAAUGAUACUGCUUCUCAUGCAGUACCUGUGCAAGGAAUACAGGGACCGCAACCCUCGAGCUCAGCGGCUGGUGGACGGAAUACGCAUCCACUUGGUGCCCUCGCUCAACCCUGAUGGACAUGAAGAAGCAUUUGAAGCUGGCUCAGAGUUGAGUGGAUGGACCACUGGUCACUUUACCAACCUGGGAUUUGACAUUUUCCAGAAUUUUCCUGAUCUGAACAGCAUCCUUUGGGAUACCGAAGAAAGGGGCAUGGUGCCCAAACUAGCCCCCAACCACCAUAUUGCUAUUCCUGAACACUUUGUGUCCAACAGCUCGAUUGCUGUAGAAACCAGGUCCAUCAUCUCCUGGAUGGAAAGCCACCCGUUUGUGCUGGGCGCAAACUUUCAGGGUGGCGAGUCAUUUGUGGCGUAUCCUUAUGACAGUUUACGUGUCAACAAGCCUGCUGAGAACAAGCCGCACAGCCGCAAGAAGAGACAGUAUGAAGAAGAGGGCUUUGAUGUGACAGAAUGGGGACACGGAUACCGUGAGGAGCCGGAACAAGACUGGAGAGACAGAGGAUAUCCAGAGCAUGAGGAGUGGAGGGGUCACGGCUACGAUCACAGCCAGAGCUACGAUCGCGAUCACGGCUACGAUCGCGGUCACGGCUACGAUCGCGGUCACGGCUACGAUCACGGUCACGGCUACGAUCAAGGUUACGAUCAUGGACACGGCUAUGACCACAACCAAGGAUACGAGCAUGGCUAUGAUCCCAGCUACAACCAGGGUUAUGGUCAUAGGGAGGAAGAAGAGGACGACAGAGAGAGAAGUGGUGGCUACCAUUACGCUGAGCCCGAAGAUGAGCAAAGAGAGAUCCCAGAUGAAUCCCUCUUCAGAUGGUUGGCCGUGUCCUACGCCUCCACACAUCUGACCAUGACACAUAACUACCACGGGUCCUGCCAUGGAGACAUCACUUCAGGAGCACAUGGCAUCAUCAACCGGGCCAAAUGGAAGCCAGUCACCGGAAGCAUGAAUGACUUCAGCUACCUGCACACCAACUGCUUGGAGCUGUCCGUUUUCCUGGGCUGUGAUAAGUUCCCUCAUGAGAGUGAGCUUCAGCGUGAGUGGGAGAAGAACAGAGAGGCCAUGCUUAUCUUUAUGGAGCAGGUUCACCGUGGCAUUCGAGGCAUUGUAAAGGAUCAGCAGGGCAACCCUAUUGCAAACGCCACUGUGUCUGUAGAGGGGAUAAACCAUGACGUCACCACGGCUCCAACUGGUGACUACUGGCGGCUGCUGAACCCUGGCGAGUACCGUGUGACGGCAAAAGCGGAUGGCUUCUCCUCACUGACCAAAAUGUGUGUAGUGGGUUACCAGGCAGGGGCGACCACCUGCAGCUUCAACUUGGCCAAGUCCAACUGGGACCGCAUUAAACAGAUUCUGGCUCUCCAUGGCAACAAGCCAAUCCGCCUGGUCAGCCAUGGCAACACCAGAGUCCCGCCCCCCAUAGUUGUCAACGGCAAUGGACGAGUGGUUAACGGAAACAAUGGGAACCCACCAAAUUCACCACUAAGCAAGGAACAGCAGAGGAGACUCAAAAUUGCUCGUAUUCGGCGUCUUCGGCAGCAGAAAUUAAUGAGGUUAAGAUCAACGACAACGACAACGACAACGACGACAACCACCUUACCACCAACAACUACCACAAUUCCCACAACGCCAGAGAUUACCACAUCCUGGUAUGACUCAUGGCUAUUUGGGGAGGGACAAUCGUCAGUGCCUGGAGCCUUCACAGACUCCACCCUGGAUUACAACUAUGAGUACAAGAUUGAUGACUAUUAAACCACUCACUGCAUUCAUCAGCGUCAUAUUCUCAUAACUACAACAAUCCAGAAAGCUGGCUCAACCAAACAGUACAGUAUUGUACAAUUUAGAAUAGUAAGCCAUAAUUUGGUUGGUUGUUUACUUUCCACCACGUGUUUGUAGGCACGAUGGCAAUGACAGCUAAGAGAACAGUGUGACAUCAUAGCCACACAGUGUAACCCGUCAAUGAAUUCAACAAACAUAUCACAGUACGGUGCUGUGUGCUAAGAGCAUUCAUACUUAUUCCAGAGUAUUUUUUAUAUAUUUAGCUACGAUUAAGUGUCUAACCGACCAUUAUUGUAGCGCACCAUAUCACAUCUGUUGGUAUCCAACCUUGCCCUUCACCAAUUCUUUGCAAAGAACAUGCAAAAAGAAGAUUGUACUGCCCCAAAGUGACAAACUGUACUGCUUGGUUUGAACAUGGCUUUUGUGUCUAAUGUAAAACAAUUUUCAGUCACGUCUGUAACUUUCUUUAACUUUAAUAAUUGUAUACUGUAACACUUGAAAAUUCUUCACUGAAAAUUAAGCAUCUUUUUCAGUUGGAUUGUUCAUGCUGGAUCUCUCUGACACAAUAUUAAGUCUUUUUAUACAUGAAUUUUAUUGCAGAUGCACAUUAAAAAAAAGAU